Lipotes vexillifer (Yangtze River dolphin) is the source of this 297-nucleotide messenger RNA. The record is from the annotation of a RefSeq genome assembly. NCBI's taxonomy places the organism in Eukaryota, Metazoa, Chordata, Mammalia, Artiodactyla, Lipotidae.
AUGUCCUUAGUUCACAUAAAUAUCCUAUUGGCCUUCACCAUAUCUCUCACAGGACUAUUAAUAUACCGAUCCCACCUAAUAUCCGCACUACUCUGCUUAGAGGGUAUAAUAUUAUCACUAUUCAUCCUAAUAACCAUCACAAUUCUAAACAUACAUUUCACCCUGGCCAGCAUAACACCAAUUAUCCUCCUAGUAUUUGCAGCCUGUGAAGCAGCCGUUGGACUAGCCCUCCUAGUUAAAAUCUCCAACACAUAUGGUACUGACCAUGUACAAAACCUCAAUCUCCUCCAAUGCUAA